AGCCUAAAGAUGUCAACGAUCUGUGCUUUGGUGUUAAUGACAACCCUCUCCCUGGUUUUUGCGGAGGAACAGAAGCCUGAAGAUGACCCAUUCACUUUUGACUACCACAGACUGCGUGUUGGAGGUCUGAUUCUAGCAGCUGUCCUUUGUCUCAUUGGAAUUACCAUCCUGCUCAGUGGCCACUGCAGGUGCAAGUUUAAGCCGGACAAAAGGAGGAGGGCAGGAAGCAACACGCAGGCAAUGCUGAACGACCAAGGUCGUGCCUGUGAUUGUUAG
Molecule: messenger RNA, 276 nt
Organism: Nerophis lumbriciformis (worm pipefish)
Lineage: Eukaryota; Metazoa; Chordata; Actinopteri; Syngnathiformes; Syngnathidae
Source: RefSeq, a predicted model, not a curated record